This is a messenger RNA of Phalaenopsis equestris, 1058 nucleotides long. RefSeq names its product pirin-like protein. The transcript is spliced from 7 exons. The annotation marks the transcript as partial. Lineage: Eukaryota; Viridiplantae; Streptophyta; Magnoliopsida; Asparagales; Orchidaceae. The record is from RefSeq and is a predicted model, not a curated record.
AGAACAAGAAACUCACACUCUCUCUCUAUCUCUAACCUUCUUUUUUUUCUCUCUCUAGAAUCAUUCAUUCGUGUGGGUUGGAUCAUGGUAAUGGGCGGCAUGAGGCCGCGCUUCUUCUCUAUAAAAGCCCCUCUCCUCUUCCCUAAAACACCAAAUAAUAGAAAAAGCAUCUUUCUCUUGUCUUCUCCUUUCCUCGUCACAGCAUUCUUCUGCUCUCCUCCCUUCAUCUUCCCCAAAGCGAGACCUUUUCUUUCAGAACAGAGCAACAGCUUCACCACCAUCAUGUCGAGAGCUUCAGCCGAUCGAAUCGCUGAGAAUUACGAAACUCCAGAGCUUCAAAAACCGAGGCAUGUGGUGAAAAAGGUAUUGGCCAAGCAACAGCAGGAAGGCGAUGGCGCCAAAGUUCGACGAAGCAUUGGAAGGCCAGAGUUGAGAAAUUUUGAUCCUUUUCUUCUCCUGGAUGAGUUCUCGGUUUCUCGCCCUGCUGGAUUUCCAGAUCACCCUCACAGAGGUUUCGAGACUGUAACAUACAUGCUUGAGGGAGCCUUCACCCACCAGGACUUUUCAGGCCACAAGGGAACCAUCAGUGCCGGCGAUCUCCAGUGGAUGACCGCCGGCAGGGGAAUAGUCCACUCAGAAAUGCCCGCCGGCGAUGGAGUUCAGAAAGGCCUCCAGCUUUGGAUCAACCUCUCCUCCAAAGACAAAAUGGUGGAACCAAACUACCAAGAGCUGCAAAGCAAAGACAUAACAAGAGUGAACAAGAAUGGCGUCGACGUGCGCAUCAUAGCAGGGGAGGCCUUCGGCGUCAGCUCUCCAAUAUACACGAGAACUCCAACAAUGUACCUGGAUUUCACCAUGAAGCCCGGCGCCGAGCUCCGGCAACUCAUCCCACUUGAAUGGAACGCCUUCGUAUACAUCAUCGACGGUGAUGGAGUGUUCGGCGACGAGGAAACCGCACCAGUUUCGAGCCACCAUGUUCUCAUUCUCGACAACGGAGAUGGCCUCUGCGUCUGGAACAAGUCAGGGAGGCCGUUGCGCUUUGUGCUCGUCGGCGGGCA